AUGGUCAAAAUCGCAAUCGCAGGCGGUGCUGGAAACGUAGGGCAAGAGUGCAUCGAUGCUCUUCUCGCCACGAAGAAGCACGAGAUUGAUGUCCCCGCCGAGACUACCGACUCGCCCGUCAAACUAGUGAAAGCCAACUACGAAGACGUGGCUGAACUGACUAGUCAUCUACAAGGCGUAGACGUAGCACUAUCUUUCAUCGCGCCACUGGACCUGCAACAAGGGGUUACCUUCCAGAAGAAUCUCAUCGAUGCCUCAAUCAGGGCUGGUGUAAAGCGUUUCGUACCCAGCGAAUGGGUCUCAUCCACCUUAGAGCACACGCCGUGGUAUUCGUUCAAGGACACGAUACGCGAAUACCUAGCCGAGAUCAACAAAGACAAAAAAGUCAUCGAGUACACUCUUUUUCAGCCUGGUCUCUUUUCUAACUACUUAACCGUUCCAUACAAGUCAGCCAAACAUCUCACGCCGCUCCGGGUAAUGUACGAUUUCGAGAAUCGUAGGGCCAUCUUGCGAGAAGGCGGAGAUGAUGAUACCAUCGUCUUGACCACGGUACAAGAUCUCGCCGGCGUUGUCGCGCGGGCAAUCGAUUACGAGGGCGAAUGGCCUGUCGUGGGCGGCGUUCGAGGUUCGCGCAUCUCCAUCAAGGAGCUCAUUGCUCUUGGCGAAGAAAUAAGAGGUGGACCCUUUGCCAUCGAAAGACUCUCCAACGAGGACUUGAAAAACGGGAACUGGACUGCCUCCUGGUUACCGAAAUUCGAACAUAAUGCCGUCCCACCGGCGAUGGCUGAGGAGAUGGCAAAGAUGGUACUGAUUGGCUUCACUAAGGCUUUUGGGGCAGGUGCCUUCGAUGUGGGAGAUGAAUGGAACCGAUUGUUGCCCGAUUAUGAGUUCACGGAUAUGAAAGAGCGGCGAAGCGGCGUAAAAUGCAGACCUGGAGAGACCGAGGAGCGUAAUAAUCUCUCGCAACAACCAGAACCAGCACUUAGCGAUACAUACACCGGCAUAUCGCGAGACCUCGUCGCAGCAUGGCCCACAGCCCAAGAUCUCGACUACAUCUGCAAGCUACCUGUCAGCAUCUCCACGCACAUGCACAUGAAAUUAACGACAUCCUCUGCCAACCUGAUGAGUCAGCGCGAGCAUCUCAGUAAAGUCAUGGCUCAUGCCAUGGAUACAGCAACGCGACUGGUGACCUCCAAUGACGAGCUAACCGCCUCUGUUGAGGGCGUCGAAUGCAUCAUGAUCGAAGCCAUUACCCAGAACUACGCUGGGAACCUACACCGCGCGUGGCUGACUGUGCGCCGCGCCGUUGCCGUAGCUCAGAUGUUGGGUCUGCAUCGUGGUAAUGCUAAGCGAGCUUCUAUCAAGGUGGUGGAUCCCAAGACGCGCGAGAGCCUCGAUCCAGACCAGCUGUGCUGUCGUAUUGUGGAGAUGGAUCGCUACCUCUCGUUGACACUGGGGCUGCCGCAGUCUUCGCUGCAGACGGUCGGGCUGAGCGCUGAAGUUAUAGCAAAAUGCCAUCCGCUGGACCGCAUCGCGAGGCUGCAAUGCGUCAUUGGAGAUCGUAUCUUGGCGCGUAAAGUAGGAGAGCCGCGCGAUAUCACGGAGAAAAGGGUCCGGGAAAUUGAUGACAUGUUUAGGGAGGUGACGGAGCUGAUGCCGUCGGACUGGUGGCUUAUUCGAGACUUUGACAACAAGGACGGGGGCGAAUCGGAUCCGAUGCAUGAGGUUGUAAGGAAUAUGUAUCAGCUGUCGCACUUCUACCUCGUUAUACGCCUGCAUCUACCAGGAGUCGAUUGUCUGGCUUUCGUCGCCCUCAUGGUGCUGUGUCUGGCCCAUAUCGAUUCGCAGAACCAAUCGAUGAUUCGGCACAAAGCACUUUUCGAUCAUAGCCGUCCGAGCGAUCGCGCUUUGAUGGAGCGAACGGUCAAGGUAUUGGGGGAGAGGAGCGACGAUGCUCUCGCCACGAAGCUAUCGAGUAUCAUACAGUAUCUUCUCGACGCCGAAGCAGCAUCGGCAAAUGGGACUGGCUACAACACUUCGGCUAGUGAGACAGACGAUGGGAUGGCGACGGAAUUUGAUGGCCAGUUCAUGGACGCUGAGAAGGCGGUCUUGCAGCUUCACCUGCCGUAUUUUGGCACCAUCAGCCUACAGCGCAGGCUAGCCUCCGAUAUCCCGUUGGCUGAGGAGAUGCUGUCUAUUCAGGUCGCUGACCAGACACAGUCAUCACUCACGGAGUGGGACAAUCGGUGGUCGUUCCUUGAUUCGUCGAACGAUGUGGGGGCGCUUGAUGACUGGACACUGCAGAGCAUCAACGAAGGUCUUUUCGGGGGACUGCUUGGCGGGUUGGGAGACGUGGAUUUCGACCCUGGGCUGCCUGUAGAUAUAUAG
Alternaria conjuncta is the source of this 2388-nucleotide messenger RNA. RefSeq lists its product as uncharacterized. The record is from RefSeq and is a predicted model, not a curated record. NCBI's taxonomy places the organism in Eukaryota, Fungi, Ascomycota, Dothideomycetes, Pleosporales, Pleosporaceae. The coding region runs from base 1 to 2388 and encodes 795 amino acids. The transcript has 10 exons.